AUGACGUUGGAACACUUCCACAUCGUUGUCAGCCUUUUAGGAUACUUUCUAGUAAGAGGAUCGCUCGCCCAAUGCCCAUGGCAUCAAGAUGUUGUAAAUUUACAAACUUCAUGUUUAUGUGCAUAUAAUUUGGGACAAGAGCUUUCCGUUCAGUGCGAUCAGGUUGAUUUCACUACUUUGAUUGCAGCUUUAAACAAAUAUGCUAAAUUAACACCAAUCGAUUUACUUUACAUUAAUAACUCGACUAUCAGAAAAUUAGAAAAUAAAGUUUUUCAAAAUCUUCAACUACAUAAUGUUCAAUUAAGCAGUUGUAAAUUGAAACAAAUUGACGAGAAUGCUUUUCAUGGACAAGAAGCACAUUUGAAGAAUUUAAACCUUCAAGAUAAUAUGCUUGAAGAAGUUCCAGUGAAAACCUUGAGUUCAUUGACGAGACUUAAUCUUUUAGAUUUGUCGAAGAAUAAAAUCAAUCACAUUCCUAACGAUGCUUUUAAAGGUUUAACUAAAUUAUCAACACUUAAGCUUAUGGACAACAACAUUACUUUAGCACGUUUUUCAUUGCGUGGAUUGGAAAAUUGCUUAAAGAAUUUGAAUCUUAAGGGUACGAAACAGAAACGAGUACCAGAAGCUGUAAGAGGGAUGAAAUCUUUAGCCUUUUUGGAUCUGUCGUUAAACGGAAUUCGCGAAUUGCCCGGGUCUAGUGGCAUUCGAACAUUCGAGGGAUUGGAUUCACUAAGUGCACUUAAUUUAGAGAGGAAUUUGAUUUCAUCGCUAGGUGAAUCGGCUUUUCAAGGCGUUCGAAAAACAUUAAGCUCUUUAAGUUUGUUGAACAAUCUGCUAUCGGAAUUUCCAGUUGGUGCUGUACACUCGCUCAAAGAACUGCGAGUGUUGGACAUUGGAUUUAAUCUCUUGACGUCAUUGCCUGAAACAGCUUUUCGUGGUAAUCCGGCUGUGACUUUAUUGGCACUCGAUGGAAAUCCUCUUCCAACUAUUCCUGAGAAAGCAUUAGCGCAUAUCAACAAAACUCUGCGAGGUCUUUCACUUGGUGGACGAUUCCUUCAUUGUGAUUGCAAACUUAGAUGGGUUGCUGAAUGGAUUCGAAAUGGUGACUUGCAAGUGACUUCUCGCGAGCGCAACCCUCAAUUUUGUGGAUCUCCAGGAAGGUUCCGAGACAGAGGAUUCUAUUCAAUUCAACCUGAAGAGUUGAUUUGUGCUGAAACAGAUAUUGAAACUAAUGGGCCGAUUGGAGUUGUUGAUUCACUUGUUCCAAAACCUUUCUCUGCUGCACCGACGCCUUCAUCGACAACACUUUUUGUUACACCAUCAACCGUUUCUUUGAAUUCAACAAUACACUAUACCAGUGGAUCCAGAAAUCCUUUGCUGUCAACAUCGGUGCUAACAACCACCACAGUUAAAACAAUAAAAUCAUCACAUUCGAAAAAUUCAUCGCAACGACCAAUCGAAACCACAACUAAACAUCCAAAAGCUUCUUUAUCGACAACUCAAGUGAAUGUUGAACAUGGAAAAGCAACGACAAAAGCUCCAGUAAGAAAUGCAAAUAAUUGGAGACAAAAUUCAAAUCAACCAUCGCAUAAGCAACGUCCGCCUUUAGUUCUUGGCUUUCCACCUCAAAGAGGUCAACAAAUCGAUGAGUCGAAGGAAGUUCAGGUUAAAAAUGCUUUCAGCAGACAAGAUAGUUCAGUCAUUAUUCAAUGGGAAUCUGAUACGUCGAAUAUUCUUGGCUUUCGAGUGGUGUAUCGAUUGUUCGGAGACAAAAGCUUCAAACAAGGCCCUCCACUUGAAUCAACUGAAAGGGAAUUUAAGAUAAAGAAUGUCCCGAAUCAAGAGUGUAUUGUUGUGUGCGUUGUUUCUUUGGAAGAUCUCGCAAUAACUCCAGAGAAUGUGCCUUAUCAACAAUGCCGAGAAGUGCGUACGGUUACCGCACAAACAUCCAAUAUGGAUAAAAUCACGAUUUUAGCAAGUGCCGCUAUAUGCGGGACAAUCAUCAUUGCUGUUGUCAUUUUCAUAGCAGCAAGCAGACGACGUUCAAAAAAACUUCGAGCUAUUCAUUCAUCUCUUAAAAAUCCAUUGCCGAUUGCGGGACUUCCAGUUAACUGCUGUGCUCCAACGCCAAGUCCUAACGGUCCACUAGGAUCACUGGCCACACUACAAGUUUAUAACUCGCACAAGGAUUGGGACCAAGUUUCAACUUACAGCGGCCGCUCUAUUCAGAGACCGAUAAUUUUUGGUAUAGAUCAACCACUAAGCAUAGCUGACGACAUGAGAAGUCACGUAUCACAUUUCUCAGCAGUUGGAGCAAAGAUGGGAAAGCCAAGAUCAAUUGCAGAUGGUCAAUCACAUCAUAGCUAUUCAAAUCAAUCUCACCGUGGUUAUUCAAAUUCAGCAUUUGCAUCUAAUUUGGUUAGCUCAAGACCUGAACUGAGACAAUCAAGAACAUCUUUAGCAGCAGCUUCGGAGAGAGUUUCACGAGCAUCGUAUGCUGGAUCCUACCACGGUGGCCCAAAUAGUGUUACAUCAUCAACGCGACGAACACGACCAAGAUCACGCUCAAGAGAUCAGUUAAAUGGUGUGCAUUUGCAUUCCAAUCGACCCAGCAGCAGAUUCUCAACGAAUGGCUCCGUUCAUAAUCUCAGCAAUUGCUAUGAUACAUCUGACAACUGGACAGAUAAUGAUAUGGAAAUUUAUAUGGCAAGAAAUGCAACAGCAAGAACUGGAUUGGUGCCAUUAUGAGGCCGGCUUUUUAUUUCCUGAUGCUUUGAAGUCUUUUUUGAUGUGGAUUCAAUCUUAUGAUAUUUGUAUGACUACGAUAGACAUCAUGAAAACAGAUCUAGCGUAGCAAGCGAUUCUUUUCUUUUUAUUAUAUCUCAAAGCGAAAUACGAGAGUUGUUUGAUAAUACAUCAGAAGAAAUCCACAAUGAAAUUUGAAGUCGUCUUUGACUCGUUUGAAAAGCAAUUAAGGGGAAGCGGAGACAGUGCCAAUUUUUUUUUCAUUCUCAUUUUAUCACUAUUAACAGCGCACACUCAAAAUAACAUUAAGAUUUCGUCGUCGUUCAACAAAUGUGAAAAAAAAAAGUCAAUCAAAAUACGAUCUUAAAAGCUUAGCUUGUGCUAUUCUUCUUGAAAUUCUUAUCUAUUAAUUUCAAAUUUGUUAUUUCGAUUAUGUAUAUUUAUAUCCUUCGAAUAGCAAUUAUUUAUGAAGUGCAAUGUAGCUGAUAAUUGUUAUAGUAAAUAUUAAAUAAAAUUUAUUGAAGUCUUAAUUAUUACCAAACUAUUUGAGGAUUUAAUAAAUCGGACCCUUCCUUCACAUGUGAAUGUAAAGUUUGCAACAAUAUAAACUUUUAGUAUCAAUAAAUAAGUAAUAAUAGAAUCUUUGUAACGUUAGAUUUAAGAUAGGAAAAUCAUGAAUUAAUUGUUGAAAAUAAAUUGAGAAAUAUGAAUCUAGAACAAAAAGUUAAUAUUUUGAUAAAAAGAUAAAAGUGAAUAAUUAUUAAGUUUGAACUUUUAACAUAUCAUAGUUGAUACUAAGUGUACAUAAAAUACUUUUACAUAAAACAUAAUUUAUUCAUUAACAUUCAGAAAAUAUAUCAAGUUAAGUGAUUAUUUAUAAUUUAAACUUACAUCGUCU
Clunio marinus is the source of this 3643-nucleotide messenger RNA. The record is from the annotation of a GenBank genome assembly. NCBI's taxonomy places the organism in Eukaryota, Metazoa, Arthropoda, Insecta, Diptera, Chironomidae.